Molecule: messenger RNA, 1455 nt
Organism: Adineta ricciae
Lineage: Eukaryota; Metazoa; Rotifera; Eurotatoria; Adinetida; Adinetidae
Source: the annotation of a GenBank genome assembly
AUGUCUUUAUCAUAUUGGAGCAUUGGAUCAACGUUGAUCAAUCGUUAUUUUCCUCUUCCACUUCUUAUCUUUGGUACAUUUGGAAAUCUUCUCAAUAUUUAUGUAUUUACACGUAAAACACUGAGAAGAAAUUCAUGUGUUCAAUAUUUUUUAUGCACAACAAUUGUCAGUUUUGUAGCACUUUAUGUUGGUCUAAUGACUCGUCUCUUAAAUGGAUACAAUCACGAUUAUACAUCAUAUUCUUCAAUUUUAUGUAAAAUUCGUUAUUUUCUCACAUAUCUUUCACUUUACUGUACUUCAUGGUUUAUCACAUUCGCAUGUUUUGAUCGUUAUUGUAGUUCAUCACGAUCAAUUUCACUUCGAAAUCUUUGUCAAAGAAAGAUUGUUUAUCGAAUUAUCUUCUUAAUCACAUUUGUUGGAUGUUUGAUUUUUAGUGAAACAUUUUAUUGUUUUAAUAAUGGAAAUAUUAAUUCUGUUGCUUCGUGUUAUACGAUAUCAGUUCAAUGUCAAAUCGUUGAUGGACUUUUAUUAAUGAUCUUCUAUACAACAAUUCCGAUUUGUUUGAUGAUUUCUUUUGGUUAUUUUACAUUUCGAAAUAUUCAACAAAGUCGACGACAAGUAACAACAGAAUUCAAAGGAACAAUUAUCGGUAUUAACAAAAGAAAACGAGAUUUACAGAUUUUCACUAUGUUAUUUGUACAAGUUGGAAUUCUCAUUUUAUUUAGUUCACCAAUGGGUCUUUAUAAAUUUUAUGCUUCUUUAACAGUUUAUCUGGAUAAAUCAAAUGAACCCAAGGCGCGUGCUAAAGAUUUAUCCGGUCUUAAGCCUCAAUGGUUAAUUGGUAAUUUAAAAAAUACCGGUGUUUCAACAGGUGAAGUCGCACUUCAUGAAGUUUUUGCUAAAUUAAAAGAAAAUUUUGGAGAUGCAUAUUUAUUUUGGCUUGGACCAUAUCCUUCAAUAAUUCUUUCACGUAUUGAAUAUGUUCAGCAUGUGUUAACCGAUCGACAUACUUAUGAUCAAGCUACAAGUACAACGAGUAGUUUUGGUAUUCUUUUUCCAUCUGGUUUGAUCGCUUUACGUGGUGAAACAUGGAAACGUCAUGCACGAUUUAUACUUCCAAUGUUUAAACGUGCAAAAAUUUUACCUUAUUUGAAUACAAUUGUAAAUUGUAUUGAUCAUUUAGUUGAUGAACAAUUUGUUAAACAUAAUGGAGAAAUUCGUACAGAUCUUGUUGUACAAUGUCAAAAUGUUCUUUUGAAUGUUAUUGCUCGUAUAGCUUUUGAUUAUGAUCUUGAAUUAUCAUCGAAAACAGAUUCGAUUCAUUUACGAGAAGCAUUCAAUGAUUUUGUUUGUUAUGCGAAUCAAUUUAUAAUUGCGACUGGGAUUCCACCUUGGUUAGGAAAAGUAAUUCUCAAAUUGAAUUGGAAAUUUCAAAAGGCAUUAAUUACAAUAUGA